Messenger RNA from Leptinotarsa decemlineata (Colorado potato beetle), 814 nucleotides. RefSeq names its product anosmin-1 Kallmann syndrome 1 (gene Kal1). Gene Ontology annotation, cellular component: extracellular region; cell surface. The record is from RefSeq and is a predicted model, not a curated record. Lineage: Eukaryota; Metazoa; Arthropoda; Insecta; Coleoptera; Chrysomelidae. Gene Ontology annotation, molecular function: protein binding; peptidase inhibitor activity. Gene Ontology annotation, biological process: neuron differentiation.
GUCCAAAGCCUCCAAAGUCACCAGAAAAUGUUACAAUCGGCCAACUGACAAGGGAAGAUAGAAGUUUGAAUGCGGAAAUGAGAUGGUCUCCUUCCGUCUCAGAUAUUCCGAUACAAAAGUAUAUUGUUUUUUGGAGUAGAAGGCUCUUUGGAUCCAAAGCUCUGGACUCUGUUCUGGUUCAUCAGCAAGUGAUACCCGGGAAUCAAACUCACUUCAAACUACGAAACCUGGAACCUAACUCUCAAUACUUCCUUCAAAUCCAAGGACUUGCACAAUUUGGAAAGCAAAGACUGAAAGGCGAGAAAUCCGGUGAUCUAUUGAACACCACUGUUGAUGAAAACGACAACGCUUUAGUGCUAGACACGUCUGGAAAAGAAAAAAUAGAGACUCUCCAUCUACAGAAGCUGACCUGGAGCAAGGGAAAACUCACAGCAAGGAUAAUGUGGAAAAGUAUUAACAGGACUUCGAAAUCAAUUGUCACGUGGUGGAGCAAUGCCUGUCAUGGUCGAGUCAAGGGACAAAAGCAUUUCAAGUUAUCCGAAGUGACCAAAGCCAAUUUUUUCAUCCUGUACGAUCUCCAGUUCGACUGCCGUUACAGAGUGAGUGUCAAAGACAGUUCUGCAAAACGUUCCAAAGCUGCUCAAGAUACUUAUGUAACUUUUACUACGCCGAAAUGUAGUACUUUCAAAAAAAGUCACAGAAAAACAAAAUGUAGUUAGUUUUUAAAAGUUAGUAAUAAGUGUUUCGAUUUUCGAUUGUGAUAAUUUUUUUAAUGUAUAUUUUAUAUUUAUGCAAUAAGAAUCGCUGUACUGUG